Molecule: messenger RNA, 2736 nt
Organism: Pteropus alecto (black flying fox)
Lineage: Eukaryota; Metazoa; Chordata; Mammalia; Chiroptera; Pteropodidae
Gene: IRAG1
Product: murine retrovirus integration site 1 homolog
Exons: 21
Coding region: 1-2736 (911 amino acids)
Source: RefSeq, a predicted model, not a curated record
AUGGUAAAAGCUCCCCAGAGUGAAGAGAGGCUGGCCAGAGGAGGAAAGGGGAAUAACUCAGUUUUAGCCUGCGAAGCCCAGGCCUCUUGGAGCAUCUUUGGGGCUGACGCAGCAGAGGUUCCGGGCAUCUGCGGCCACUCCCACCAGGAGGCUGCCAUGCCCCACAUUCCCGAGGAUGAGGAGCCCCCCGGAGAGCCACAGGCAGCCCAGAGCCCUACCAGCCAAGGCCCUCUUACCACAGGAAUAACUUGCAGUCCACCUACCAUUGUUCUCACUGGGGAUGCCAGUUCACCGGAAGGAGAAACUGACAAAAACCUGGCCAACAGAGCUCACAGUCCCCACAGGAGGCUUUCUCACCGACACUUGAAGGUUUCUACUGCUUCGCUGACUUCUGUGGACCCUGCGGGGCACGUCAUUGACCUGGUAAAUGACCAGCUGCCAGAUAUCAACAUCUCAGAGGAGGACAAGAAGAAAAACCUGGCACUGCUGGAAGAAGCCAAGUUGGUGAGCGAGCGAUUCCUAACCCGCCGCGGGAGGAAGUCCAGGAGCAGCCCCGGGGACUCCCCGUCAGCUAUUUCCCCAAACCUCAGCCCCGGAGCGUCUCCGGCAUCCUCUCGGAGCAACUCGCUCACCAUCCCGACCAUUCCAGGUUUGGAUGCAUGCAGUGGCCCACAGUCCCCUCUACCUGGAGCACCACCACAGAAGGAGGAUGAGGCCAAAGUCUCUUCACCUUAUCUUGGCGAGCCUAAUAUCCCCAAAGGGCUAGCUGACCGGAAGCAGAAUGACCAGAGGAAAGUGUCUCAAGGCAGGCUAACUCCUCGUUCUCCUACAGUUGAAAAAUCCAAAGAGAUUGCAAUAGAACAAAAAGAAAACUUUGAUCCCCUCCAGUGCCCUGAGGCCACACCCAAAGGCCCAGCUUCUGGCACAGGCAGUGGUGGGAAAAUGGCCCUGAACAGCCCCCAGCCUGGCCCUGCUGAGAGUGGGCUUGCCCAGCCACUACUGAAGACAGCCAGGGAGGGCAACCCUCUGCCCAGAAGUCCAGCCCAGGGCUCCGGAGGGGUGGCUCCCCUGGCCCCCCAGGGAAAAAGCACAGCUGUAGAGCCAACGGGGUCCAAGGUUGGCUCCAAAGCUGAGCUUCGGCCACCCCUGCUGCGAGGGGUCUCCUGGGACAGCGGCCCUGAAGAACCUGGCCCCCUGCUACAGAAAGUGCUUGCCAAGCUGCCACUGGCAGAAGAAGAGAAGCGUUUUGCAGGCAAAGCCAGCAGCAAGCUGGCAAAGGCUCCUGGACUCAAAGACUUUCAGAUACAAGUGCAGCCUGUGCGGAUGCAGAAACUGACGAAACUCCGUGAGGAGCACAUCUUGAUGAGAAAUCAGAACUUAGUGGGGCUCAAACUUCCAGACCUUAGUGAAGCAGCUGAGCAGGAAAAAGGGCUCCCUUCUGAACUCUCCCCGGCUGUUGAGGAAGAAGAAUCUAAGAGUGGCAUGGAUGUCAUGCCCAAUAUUUCUGAUGUACUGCUGCGCAAACUGCGAGUCCACAAGUCUCUCCCUGGAAGUGCCCCUCCGCUCACUGAAAAGGAAGUUGAGAACGUCUUUGUACAACUGUCCUUGGCCUUUAGAAAUGACAGCUACACCCUGGAAUCUAGAAUUAACCAGGCCGAAAGGGAACGCAACCUGACAGAGGAGAACACUGAGAAGGAACUGGAAAACUUCAAAGCUUCCAUUACGUCCUCAGCUUCACUCUGGCAGCACUGUGAACACCGGGAGACCUAUCAGAAGCUGCUGGAGGACAUUGCUGUCCUGCACCGCUUGGCUGCCCGCCUCUCCAGCAGAGCCGAGAUGGUGGGGGCUGUCCGCCAGGAAAAGCGCAUGUCAAAGGCAACAGAGGUGAUGAUGCAGUAUGUGGAGAACCUGAAGAGGACAUAUGAGAAGGACCAUGCGGAGCUCAUGGAAUUUAAAAAGCUUGCAAAUCAGAAUUCAAGCCGUAGCUGCGGCCCCUCUGAAGAUGGAGUCCCUCGCACAGCGCGGUCCAUGUCCCUCACGCUGGGAAAGAAUAUGCCCCGCCGCAGGGUCAGCGUUGCUGUGGUUCCCAAGUUUAAUGCCCUGAACCUGCCCAGCCAACCUCCAAGUUCAUCUUCCCUCCCCUCCUUACCAGCUCUGUCAGAAUCACCCAGUGGGAAAGGCAACCUACCUGUCGUCACCUCAGCAUUGCCUGCACUUUUGGAAAAUGGAAAAACAAAUGGCGACCCAGAUUGUGAAGCCUCUGCUCCCAUGCCGACUCCAAUCUGCCUGGAGGAGAUUAGCCAGGUGACCAAGGCCAGGAUGGAGGAAGAAGCGUACAACAAGGGAUACCAGGAAGGUCUAAAGAAGACCAAAGAGCUUCAAGACCUAAAGGAAGAGGAGGAAGAACAAAAGAGUGAGAGUCCGGAGGAACCUGAAGAGGUAGAAGAGACUGAAGAAGAAGAAGAAAAGAACCAGAGAAGCAGCAAACUUGAAGAAUUGAUUCAUUUCUUACAAGUCAUGUAUCCCAAACUGUGUCAGCACUGGCAAGUUAUCUGGAUGAUGGCUGCAGCGAUGCUGGUCUUGACUGUUGUUCUGGGACUGUACAAUUCCUAUAACUCUUGUGUGGAACAGGCUGAUGGGCCCCUUGGGAGAUCCACUUGCUCCGCAGCCCAGAGGGACUCCUGGUGGAGCUCAGGACUCCAGCACGAGCAGCCUACAGAGCAGAAGGAAACCUGA